Dichotomopilus funicola is the source of this 5250-nucleotide messenger RNA. RefSeq lists its product as uncharacterized. Lineage: Eukaryota; Fungi; Ascomycota; Sordariomycetes; Sordariales; Chaetomiaceae. Gene Ontology annotation, biological process: regulation of ARF protein signal transduction. Gene Ontology annotation, molecular function: guanyl-nucleotide exchange factor activity. The transcript is spliced from 2 exons. The coding region runs from base 1 to 5250 and encodes 1749 amino acids. The record is from RefSeq and is a predicted model, not a curated record.
AUGCCCGCCCCCGACACCGCGGCCGGUACGACUGUCACCAACACGACUGUCACCAGCACCAGCACCAGCACCACGACCACCAAUGCCAAUGCCAAUGCCAAUGCCGCCGCUUCUUCCCGUCGUAGCGGCCGGCGUAAGCCUGAUCUGAACAUUGAUACCGCAGGGCCUUCCCCCCCACCUCCACCUCCACCACCACGCGCUCCCGAGCGAGAACGAGACAGGGAAAGGAAUAGGGAUAGGGGAAGAGAGAGUGAAAGAGACGGAGGCCGCGACGAGCAACUUCGAACUCCAGCCCGGGAACGGGACCCGGACCAAGACUUUGAUCGAGGCUACGACCGAGACAGAAACAGAGACAGGGACAGAGGCCGAGACGACCUGCAUGAGCACCUGCACGGCCUGCCUCGCACGCCGAGCGAUUGCUCACCUCGCACAAGCCGAGCGCUGCGGGUUCCCGACGGCGGCCCAGGCACGGGACGCGACGGAGCGGACAUUGAGACAUUCCUAGAGGGCCUCACCCCCGUCGACCUACCCCCGAUCGACAUGCCCAACACAGCAAACGAACGCCCGGAACCACCACACCGCCCCACCGUACGCGACUCGCACGAUCUCUCGCUGUCGCCCCGCCAAGUCACCCGCGAUUCCCUCGUGGCGAACAUGCUGCUGUCGCUCGACCAGCUGUCCAUGUCGUUUGGCCCAUCUGCAGCAUCUGCUUCGUCUCACACACACGAACACCAUACCUACGCGGGUGACGACCACGACCGGGCCUUGACCCUCAAUUCGUCCUAUCACCAUCACCAUCACCAACAGCUGCCACGUCCGAGUCGCAGCGUCAACGAACACUCCCACAACCACGGCCACGGCCACGGCCACGGCCAUUCGUACAGCUCCGACUACGAAGGAACCGACGACGCAAGCCGCAUCUCACCGCGCGACCGCCGCCGUAGUAACAGCGGACCCAGCUAUCACCAGCACCACCACCCAACGCCUGGCCUAGGCCGCAUCAAUAGCCUGCGCGAAGUCUCGCAACGGAGCCCAGGACGACAAUUGCAUUCGAGGGGAGGAAAAGGGAGCAAGAGCAGCAGCAUGACGAGCGUCGAUGCGGCAGGUGGGUAUGCCCAGGUCAUUGGCAGCCAGCGAUGGGCCAAGGGAAUCGGUCGCCGGUCUUCUAGUUUCGACGGGGAAACGCGUUCCUCACCAGCCCCGUGGCAGCUCGAGUUCGCCGGCUCGUUCCUCAACGACAACUUCGACGCCGCGCCCACUCCCACGAUCCCAGGAGGCCCCCGGAAGUUAACCACAGCACCAUCGAUGCCUGUGAUGCCCGUGAUGGCCCCGCCAGAGCCCAAGGCUGAUGCGAAGUCGUCGAGCAAGGGGUCCGUCCCGGAACGCCGGAGAAGCACCCGGUCGUCGAGGAGCGCGACGCUCGGCCGCAAGGCGGAACCCAAGUUCAACACCCUCCGCGAUGCACCACCGCUGCUGCCGGAUCAUGACGCUGCACCGGCCCCGCAUAUCGGGUACGGCAAGUCCAAAGACCCGGUGCCGUCGAGCAAUGGAGUGCCGCAGGCCAAAGAGAAGCAGGGCUUCUUCCGCCGCAUGUUCGGAUCGUCCAAGAGCGCCGUGUCGAGCCCCGUUACAACACCGCAAAUAGCAAGUUUCCCGCCUCACAAACUGUCCGCGACCCCUCCACCGACUUCAUCUCGUGACGGGCCGAUGGCGCAGCAGGCCACGACGCACACGCUGCAAAAGAAGACGUCGUCCUUUUUCCGCCGGCGGAAACCCUCGAUGACGGACUCAGAGCCCCCACCGAUUCCCAUGGCGCCGUCCGUGCGGAUUCCCGCCAUGGACCGGGUCGAAGCGCUGUCCAUGUCCAUGCAACCGGAGCCGAGCCCCAUUACCAGCUUGCGACGGGCGAUGGACCCCUUUUUGCAGGGGAGUCCCAUCCAGGGCCCCGACACAGGAGCGCUGGAUUCGGUCUUGCCCUCGAUUGAGCCUCACGAUGUGCAUGAUGAUGAGAUGGAUGACCACAAUAAUAGCCCUAAAAACAACAAUAAUAAUUAUAAUAAUUCCAGCGGCAAAACAGCUGCUGCUGCCCAGGACGAAGGCCGCACGCCACGGGGUUUCUCGCCCGACUACGAGCCGAGUCCGAAAGCGGUCAUCCGCAAGGUCGACCCGGAGGACCACCAUUUGCCCGCCGUGGCCACUCCGAGCCGUGCACCGGUUGAGUCGUCGCCGAUGGAAUCGCCGCCCAAGUCGUUCUUGCGGGAUAAUAGCGACAGCGAGGACGGCCAGAGCCCGAUGCCGAAGCGCAAGACCAAGAGCAACAAGACGACGCCACGGCCCGCCGAGCCUAGGGAGAACAGCAACAAGACGUUGAAGCCCGGGAUUGGGAAUGGGAAUGCCAAUGCGCGCGCUGAUGGGCGGACCCGGUCGCUCUCGCCGGCCGUGUCCAAGUCGAAGAGCGUGCCAAACUUGAAUAAGGCUGCGCGGCUUUCGGUGCGGACAAGCGAGACGAGACAGCAGCAGCAAGAUCAAUUACCACCACCACCGCUCCUCUUACAAACUCCACGUCGAGACUCCAACACACUUGGCGUCACGCCUGAGGUGACCACCGUCGUGCAUAGCGUGCCCAGUCUGCGUGUCGACAGCGCCGAGGGCAGUCCCAAGGGCAGCGGCAAAAGCACAAACGCAGACAAACCCGCCACGCAACCCUCCAAAUCGAUCGACGAACCCGAAAUCGUAAUCGGCGAGCCAACCGAAGACGAACGCCAAAAAGCGCAGCAAAUCUACGACGGCAACGAGGACUUCAUCCAAAAGGACCGGGCCGCCGCGUGGAUGGGCGAGGAAGGCAUCGUGCGGCAGCGGACGCUACGGGCGUACAUGGAGUUGUAUGAUUUGGAGGGCCAGAGCGUGGUGGCGAGUUUGAGAAUGGUGUGUCAGCGGUUGUUGUUGAGGGCCGAGACGCAGCAGGUGGAUCGGAUUUUGAUUGCGUUUUCGAAGAGGUGGUGUGCGUGUAAUGUGAGGCAUGGGUUCAAGUCGAGUGACGUCAUCCACACCAUCUGCUACUCCAUCAUCCUGCUCAACACCGACCUGCACAUGGCCGACAUCGAGCACAAGAUGACGCGCAGCCAGUUCAUCAAGAACACCAUGACCACCAUCCGCCAGGCCGUGCUAGACUCGGCUCCGGAUGCCUUCGAGCGGCCGAGUAUUCUCCCGGGCAAAGGCGGCGACGCAGAUGUUCGCACGUCGGAUGAGUUCAAGCACAACAGCUUCCGCGCGUCGUUCAUCAAGCCCGCCGGACGCCCGACCUCGGCGAUUGGCGUCUUCACCGACUCAUCGCCCGCCGACACCUGUGGUCCGCUCGUUAAGGCACCAUUCGACGGCCCCAUCCGCGCAUGGGAAACCCAAGUCGAGAUCGUGCUCAAGGACAUCUACGCGUCCAUCCGCGACGACCGACUGCCGCUGUUCGGGGCCGAGAACACCCCGCAAACCCCGAGUGGGCUGUCGGUUAUGGGCAUGCUCAAGCGGUCGCCGAGCGUGCUGAGCAAGGCGCCGUCGGAAGGGGUCGCGUCGACGCGUGGCCGGGUGCCAGCCGAGGGAAGCGGAACGACAAACAACACAAACAAGGCCAAUUCGUCGCGGUGGAACUCCAAGAGCCGGUCGCGCCCGCGCGGUUUCAACACGGGCUUCUCAUCCAGCCGCACCAGCUUCGAGGACGCCAACUCCGUCUGGACCCCGACCGACUCGUCCGCUACCUGGAGCAAGCUCUCGCUUGGCCGCACCCACACAUCCAUGUCUAUGGACUCGUUCGGGUCGUCAUACCCGCGCGGCGACUUCCAGCAGUCGAUUGGGUUUGCCAACGCGCUGAGCCAAGCGAUUAUCCGCGAGGACAGCGCGCUGGAAGCGUCGGCCACAGCUGGCGGGAAGGAUGAGGUGCAUGUGCCGCUGAAGAGCGAGCAGUUGCUGGACGAUGAGUCCCUCGAGCUGGCCGGCCCGCCGUGGAUUAAAGAGGGUAUUGUCACGCACAAACACCAUCUCGAUGGCAUCGACAAGCGCGCCCGCGACCGCAACUGGACCGAGGUGUUCGCCGUCAUCCAGAAGGGCCAGCUCAGUCUGUUCUCCUUCUCGCCGAACAAGUCUGCACGCCACAAGAACCGCCGCGGUCUCGGCGCCAGCCAGCUGCCCAAGGGGGCUGUCGUCGGCGGCGGUAACUGGCAGGACAACGCCACGAGCCAGGGGACAUUCUCCCUACGACAAACCCUCGCCUCGGCGCUUCCCCCUCCGGGUUACUCCCGAGCUCGCCCGCAUGUGUGGGCGCUCUCCCUGCCCACGGGCGCCGUGCAUCUCUUCCAAGUCGGCACCCCCGAGAUCUGCAAAGAAUUCGUCAACACAGCCAACUACUGGAGCGCGCGUCUCAGCACCCACCCCCUCGUCGGCGGCAUCUCCAACAUCGAAUACGGCUGGAGCGAAGCCAUCAUCAACAGCGCGGCCACCGCCGCCGCCGCCAGCGAAAGCACCACCAGCGUCGGCGGCGCCGCCAGCAACACUAACCGCCCACCAAGCAGCACAAAAGGCCACUCCCGCCCCGGCAGCGCCGUCAACGCAGCCGCCGCCGCCGCCGCAACCCUCACCAGCCUCGGCCGCUCCUCCAUGCAAUCCGGCCGGUCCAUGCGCUCUGCCUCCUUCGAUUUCGCUCCUGUCGUCGUCCGGCCCGGGUCGGGAUCCUCUGGCGUCCUGGGCGGUGCUUCCCUGCCGCGGCAUCUUACGGGUUCCUCGUCGAAUAUCCCCCGCCACAACACCGGCGGCAGCACCACCCAGGGCGUGAGCACGAGUAAACUCCCCGGUGAUCGCAUCCACAUCACAGAUUGGACCCCUCCCACCCAACCAACCCGCGCCUCUCCCCUCUCCGAAUCCGACCAGUUAGUCUCCCUACUCGCAUAUGUCCGGUCAAUCGAAACAGAACUGCAAUCGCACAAUGCCCUCCGAUCACCAAUGUUGGGCGCCUUCUCGCCACGCAGCGGGAAUGCGGCAAGGGCGAUGGCGAAUUGGGAACGGAAGAGUGAGUAUUUGCUCAGGGAGAGUGUUAAGUUUCGGACGUAUGUGGAGGGGUUGAGACUUGCUGCGGAGAGGAGGGUGGGGGUUUAUGCUGAGAGGGAGGGGAGGAAGGAUGAGGGGGGGUUGGGGGGUAAGGAUGGGGCAGGGGAGGAGGAGGAGGAGGUUGUGCUUGGGGGGCUGGGGGUGCCGGGGAAGAAGUGA